Messenger RNA from Mercurialis annua (annual mercury), 1707 nucleotides. RefSeq names its product violaxanthin de-epoxidase, chloroplastic. NCBI's taxonomy places the organism in Eukaryota, Viridiplantae, Streptophyta, Magnoliopsida, Malpighiales, Euphorbiaceae. The transcript has 6 exons. Bases 170 to 1609 code for a protein of 479 amino acids. Gene Ontology annotation, molecular function: violaxanthin de-epoxidase activity. The record is from RefSeq and is a predicted model, not a curated record. Gene Ontology annotation, biological process: xanthophyll cycle.
GAUGAAACCCAAUCCACAAAUUGAAGUACUAAAAUAAACAAGGUUAAAUCCACGUUAGAGUUCUAAUUUCCACACAAUUUUUUCUUAUCCCCAAUCUCUUUAACUACUAAACCCGUCAUGAAAACCACCAUCUCACACUCUUCAAGUUUGGAGUUUCAGAGACUGAAGUAUGGCUUUAACAGCAAACUCUAUCUGUUUGUCUCAUGAGGAAAGUAUUAGUUGUUGCUUCAAAUCGGGACUUUCGACAAGUGACAAAAGAUUUCAUUGGAGGAGAGAAUUUCAUUCUCAAAAUGUAGUUGUGUGUAAAAUCUUCCCCAAAAGUAGAAAAUCAAGAUAUGUUAAGUUGAUGAGUACUCACAGGAAGAAUCACCAGUUGCUCGAGCUAAGCAGCUCGCGUGUCUCUAGCUGGACGAACAAGUUUUUCUCGGUGUGUAGCAGGGGCUCGAGUAUAACUAAGGUUAAAGAAUUGUUUGAUUUCUUGAUGAUGGGUAUGUCAAAUAGUCGCCAAUUCCAGCACUUGGAAGUUGCCGCCUUAGUGGCAUGUGCAUUGAUAAUCAUUCCAUCAGCUGAUGCUGUCGAUGCUCUCAAAACUUGCACUUGUUUAUUGAAGGAGUGCAGGCUAGAAUUGGCCAAGUGUAUUGCAAAUCCAGCAUGUGCAGCCAAUGUUGCUUGCCUUCAGACCUGCAAUAACCGCCCUGACGAGACUGAAUGUCAGAUCAAAUGUGGGGACUUGUUUGAGAACUCUGUUGUUGAUCAGUUCAAUGAAUGUGCAGUCUCAAGAAAGAAGUGUGUACCUCAGAAGUCUGAUGUUGGGGAGUUUCCCGUCCCUGACCCUGCUGCUCUUGUCAAAAACUUUAACAUUUCGGAUGUCACUGGGAAGUGGUUCAUUACAAGUGGCCUAAAUCCUACCUUUGAUGUCUUUGAUUGCCAGUUACAUGAAUUCCAUAUGGAAUCUAACAAACUUGUCGGAAAUCUGACAUGGAGAAUCCGAACUCCAGAUAGUGGCUUUUUCACUCGAACAGCUGUGCAGAAGUUUGUUCAAGAUCCUGAGAAUCCUGGAAUACUCUACAAUCACGACAACGAGUUUCUUCAUUAUCAAGAUGAUUGGUAUAUUUUGUCAUCCAAGAUAGAGAAUAGCGCUGAUGAUUACAUAUUCGUGUACUAUCGCGGCAGAAAUGAUGCGUGGGAUGGAUACGGCGGCGCUGUAAUAUACACAAGAAGUUCUGUUUUGCCGGAAAGCAUUAUACCUGAGCUGGAAAGAGCGGCUAAAAGCGUCGGGCGAGAUUUCAACACGUUCAUCAGGACAGACAAUACUUGUGGACCUGAGCCUCCGCUUGUUGAGAGAAUCGAGAAGACAGUAGAGGAAGGGGAGAAAACCAUUAUACGCGAGGUAGAAGAAAUCGAAGAGGAGGUAGAGAAGAUUGAAAAAACGGAAUUGAGCUUGCUUGAGAGAUUGGCAGAAGGGUUAAAAGAGCUCCAGCAAGAUGAGCAAUAUAUCCUGAGAGAGCUAAGUAAAGAAGAAAAAGAAAUAUUGGAUGGACUGCAAUUGGAAGCAAGUGAGGUAGAAAAACUCUUCGGACAAGCAUUGCCAAUCAGGAAAUUAAGAUAGAAUUCAUCCUAAAGCUUGUAAAUCUUCUAUUUUUUGACAGUGUGAUCGUAUUAUACUUUUCCAAAAUCUCCAUAAAAGAGCUUCAAUUUUUCACUAGA